Messenger RNA from Juglans regia (Persian walnut), 1625 nucleotides. Its product is annotated as heterogeneous nuclear ribonucleoprotein A1-like 2. The transcript is spliced from 14 exons. The record is from RefSeq and is a predicted model, not a curated record. Gene Ontology annotation, molecular function: RNA binding. The coding region runs from base 290 to 1372 and encodes 360 amino acids. NCBI's taxonomy places the organism in Eukaryota, Viridiplantae, Streptophyta, Magnoliopsida, Fagales, Juglandaceae.
UCGUUUGCGAAGCCUCGAUAUACAAGGGCGGUACCGUCUCCAAAUCCUCAAUUUCAGAAAGGGCCUGAGCGGAGCGGCGACCGAGCGAGCGAGCGAGAGGAAGAGAGGUAAGAGAACUAAGAGAGGGGAAGACCUCUGUAUUUAGGGUUUUCAAAAUCCCGCAGGUAUUUCGAAAAAGGGGCCAGAGAGUGUGAGAGAUUUAGAGAGACGAGAGAGAUAUAUAUUUGUGUGAGAGAUUUAGGGUUUCUCGCUUCCGUUUUGUUACAGCGAAGCCUUCUCCAAAUUUAUCAUGGACCGUAAGCUUGUGGUUCUGGGUAUUCCUUGGGAUGUGGAUACGGAGGGGCUGAGAGAUUAUAUGAGCAAAUUUGGGGAAUUGGAGGAUUGCAUUGUCAUGAAGGAGAGGUCAACUGGCCGAUCUCGUGGUUUUGGUUAUGUAACAUUUGCAUCAGUUGAAGAUGCUAAGAACGCAUUGUCAGGCGAGCACUUUCUUGGAAACCGAAUGCUGGAAGUUAAAGUGGCUACCCCGAAGGAGGAAAUGAGAGCACCUGCAAAGAAAGUUACCCGGAUAUUUGUUGCUAGAAUCCCACAAUCUGUGACAGAAGAAACCUUUCGAAGUCAUUUUGAGCAAUAUGGCGAUAUAACAGAUUUGUACAUGCCCAAGGAUCAAGGCUCAAAAAUUCAUCGUGGAAUUGGCUUUAUCACCUUUGCAAGUGCAGAUUCUGUGGACAAUUUGAUGGCCGAAACUCAUGAAUUGGGUGGUUCUACUGUAGUUGUUGAUCGAGCAACACCAAAGGAAGAUGACUUCAGGCCAAUGGGCAGAACGGCACAGGGUGGAUAUGGUGCAUACAAUGCUUAUAUUUCUGCAGCAACUAGAUAUGCAGCCCUUGGUGCUCCUACUUUAUAUGAUCAUCCCGGCUCAGUUUAUGGGAGGGGUGAGUCCAGUCGAGGAAUGGGCAAGAAGAUUUUUGUCGGGAGGCUUCCUCAGGAGGCAAGCUCUGAAGAUCUCCGCCAGUAUUUUGGUAGAUUUGGCCGUAUAUUAGAUGUCUAUGUUCCAAGGGACCCUAAGAGGACUGGCCACCGAGGUUUUGGUUUUGUAACUUUUGCCGAUGAUGGUGUAGCAGAUCGUGUAUCUCGAAGACCUCAUGAGAUCUGCGGACAUCAGGUUGCGAUAGAUUCAGCCACACCUCUUGAUGAUGCUGGUCCUCCCAGUGGAAGUUUUAUGAUGAAUCCUGCGGAAUCCUUUGGUGGGUAUGGUGGUCCAAUGCGAACCUAUGGCAGGAUGUAUGGAAGCCUGGAUUUUGAUGAUUGGGGUUAUGGAAUCGGCAGUGGGGGGAGACCAUCAAGAGCAGAUUGGAGGUACAGGCCAUACUAAAGAGUCUUGGCCUCUGGGGGGACGUGAAAUUGCGUCUGAUGAUGACAUAUAGGGAUGUCAGAAAGAAUGUAUUGCAGUCUAUUAACUAUCACUUAAAAUUUAUUGGUAGGAUGGCGUUUUGAUACUCGGUUCCCAACUCAAACAGUUCAAUAAGUCUUGUUUCAGUCAGAGGUUGGAAACAUUAUUAGUGAGUUAGUCUGUUAUUUGAUGCAUUGAGCCAUUAUUGUGCUGCCAUAUGGCUUUGUUUUCAUAA